Paramecium sonneborni is the source of this 480-nucleotide messenger RNA. Lineage: Eukaryota; Ciliophora; Oligohymenophorea; Peniculida; Parameciidae. The record is from the annotation of a GenBank genome assembly.
AUGAAAAAUAGAGAAUAAUAUAAAGCUUUAUUGUAUAGUUUUCGAGAUUAAAUUUAAUUUCUAAUAAUGUCUUUUUACUCAACUUUAUUGGUAAAUAACUUUAACUUUUACAUAUUAGUUACAAUGCUUAGUACAAACACCUUUAUGAUAUUUUUCUUCUUUCUUAUAUUCUUUAUAAAUAUAUAACUUGUUUCCCUUGAAAAUUAGAUACUUGGCUAAUUAAGAAAUGCAUACUUUUAUGUUUUAUCAUUAUUUGUCCUCUUCCUUUGUAAUUUACUUGAUUUUUUAAUAUUGAAUUAGCUAUUAUUUAAUUAGAAGUCUAUUUUGCAAACAUCAUCUUUAAAAUUUAAAGUUUCUCUAACUAAUAGGUUUUCAUCAAAAAGCCUUUAAAUGAAUAUUCACAUCAGUAAAUUAAUAUUUUGGGGAAAUACAAUAAAAUAGCAAUUGCUGCAUAAAAAAUAGUUCACCUAUUAGAAUUGA